AUGCAGAAAGUCCUACGGCGCGCCGAAAGGGCGAAACGGACUGCGGACCGACAGAAAGCCAGGAGCGUCCUUCAACAAGAGAAAGAAGAAUCUUGGAACCGGAACCAGAAUCGCGUGCGGCUCCUCAAAGAACAAAACGACCUCAUACGACAGGAGAGAAAGAACCGCAUACAUGACUGGGAGACAGGAGCUUUGGCUCCACGAAGAGAUGUCGGUGACUUAGCGAAGACGUACGCUACAAUGGGGGUAUACAACUGGCAGCUUCCUGAGAAAGACCCCAAGGACCAACCGAAAUGGAUUCACAUAUCGGAGGGCGAUCGAGUGGUUAUGUUGAAGGGUAGAGACAGGGGCAGGAUAGGAAGAGUGCGCAGUGUGGAUCCAAAAACAGUAGCUGUCUCAGUCGAAGGACUCAACUUGGUGGACAUCAGUAUUCCAGAAUGGCUGAAGCAAGAGAAUCAGAACGACAGGGAUAUGGCAACGCAAGCCAGAAGUGUGCCACUCGAAGAUGUCAAGCUGGUGUAUCCGCUGCCUGACCCCAAGACCGGAGCUCACCGAGAUGUCAUCAUAGACCGUCUCCUACCCGUCAAUCGACAUUGGGACAAGAACCUCAAAGAAUGGGACGACGGCGAUCGGGUCAUUCCUGGCACGAACAUGCUGAUACCCUGGCCGGAGAAGGCAGAUCCAGACUACGAAGACCACGAAAGUGACUCGCUGCGCAUCUCAGUGGAAGAGCAGACAUUCAGACCGUUCCUCAUCCGGCCGCCAAUGCCACUCUCAGUCAUCGAUGAGUUGCGAGGCAAGUACAGCAGAUUCAGGACACGGCACGACUACGACUACGUUGUCAAGAAGGAAAUGCAAGAGGCGAAGGAGAGCGAUAGGAAAAAUCUCAUUAAGACGAUGCGUACACCUUUGCAGGAGCUGGCAGAUCUCAGGGCGAAGCAAAGACAGGAACAACCGAAAGAGUUGACACCGGAGCAAUUGGCCAAGAUUGGUGAGGUCAUUGCACGAGAGCAGGCGAAGGGCGCAGACGUCGCGAAAGAGGCCGGUGUCUGA
Messenger RNA from Zasmidium cellare ATCC 36951, 1053 nucleotides. RefSeq lists its product as uncharacterized. The transcript has a single exon. Lineage: Eukaryota; Fungi; Ascomycota; Dothideomycetes; Mycosphaerellales; Mycosphaerellaceae. Gene Ontology annotation, biological process: translation. Gene Ontology annotation, molecular function: structural constituent of ribosome; RNA binding. The record is from RefSeq and is a predicted model, not a curated record. The coding region runs from base 1 to 1053 and encodes 350 amino acids. Gene Ontology annotation, cellular component: ribosome; mitochondrion.